Oppiella nova is the source of this 1380-nucleotide messenger RNA. Lineage: Eukaryota; Metazoa; Arthropoda; Arachnida; Sarcoptiformes; Oppiidae. The record is from the annotation of a GenBank genome assembly.
AUGUUAAUUGAAAAAAUUAAAGCAAUUCCUAAAGAAGGAGAGAUAAAUGUAAUUAUUGAAAUUCCAAUGAAUGAUAACAAGCCAAUAAAAUAUGAAUUUGAUAAAGAAUCAGGCGGAAUUUUUGUUGACAGAUUCAUGCAAUCUCCUAUGUACUAUCCUUGUAAUUAUGGGUUUAUUCCACAUACGCUUGCCAAUGACGGUGACCCAGUUGAUGUAUUAGUUAUCUCACAUUAUGCUUUAAUAGCUGGUUGUGUGAUUAGGACUCGCCCCAUUGGAGUUUUAAUGAUGCAAGAUGAAUCUGGUAUGGAUGAAAAAAUCAUUGCUGUGCCAACUUCUAAAUUAGAUAUUACUUUUGACACGAUUAAAGACCUAAAUGACUUGAAGAAUUUUAAACCUUUAUUACAAGAAAGGAUAGUGCAUUUUUUUGAACAUUAUAAAGACUUAGAAAAAGUAGCUUGUUUUACCUUAAUUUCUCGUAUAUUUGGCCUAAUCAGAGAAUUAUUCAUUGCAUCAUUAUUUGGUGCAACAAAUAUUGCUGAUAGUGUUAACGUGGCAUUUAAAUUACCUAAUUUAUUUAGACGUAUUUUUGGUGAGGGUGCUCUUGUUUCUUCUUUCAUCCCUAUUUUUAAUGAAAAAAUUUUAGAAUCAAAAGAUUCAGCUACUAGUUUUAUUGAAGGAGCAAUUUCCAUAUUAUCUUAUGCUGAUAGAAUAUAUCAAUUUCCCUUAUCGUUAAUAGGAGUAACUUUAGGAACAAUAUUAUUACCUGAAUUAUCAAAAAUAUAUAAACUGAAUGAUUUGAAGCAAGCUGUGAAGAUCCAGAAUGAAGCUAUUAAAAUCGGUCUCUUAUUAUCAUUACCUGCUGCUUUUGGUAUAAUUGCUUUAGCAGACCCAAUAAUCCAUAUAAUAUAUGAACGCGGAGAAUUCUCUCUAGAAGAUAGAGUUAAAACUGCUGAAGCAAUUUCAGCUUUUGCUAUUGGUCUUCCUGCUUUUAUACUUAUUAAAAUCUUGACACCAAUUUUUUAUGCUAAUCAAGAUACUAAAACCCCAUUGAAAAUAACUAUUUAUUCUCUUAUUAUUAACACACUAUUAAAUAUAAUUCUAAUGAUAAAAUUUAGUCAUGUCGGUAUAGCACUUGGUUCUUCUAUAGCUGCAUGGUAUAAUGCAUUUUUACUUUAUAAAUAUACAAAGAAGCAUGUAAUAUUUAGCUGUAUAUUUAUUCCAAUGAAAAAGGAACCUAAUUACCAGGAUUUACUUAAGACUUUAGUCCUAUUUACUAUGAUAAUAGAUCAUUGUGUAGAUUAUGGUUCUUUAGUUUUAGCCAUUAUGGCACUUGGAUAUAUUGCUAAACAUGAUUCUGAUAAUCUUAAUUUAGCAGAAUAA